AUGCGAUCCAAGUUCAAGGACGAGCACCCCUUCGAGAAGCGAAAGGCUGAGGCUGAGCGCAUCCGUCAGAAGUACUCUGACCGUAUCCCCCCGUCGCCGCAUUCGCCAGCUUCGCGUCUUAUCGGCGGUGCCCCACGUCCCCCGGUCAUCACCGCCGAUCUCGUAUCUACUGUCGAGGACUCUGCGCCGCUAACCAAGGCUUUUGCGGUACAGGUUAUCUGCGAGAAGGUCGAGAAGUCUGAUAUCGCUACUAUCGACAAGAAGAAGUACCUUGUCCCCGCGGACCUGACGGUCGGCCAGUUCGUCUACGUCAUCCGCAAGCGCAUUAAGCUCUCUCCGGAGAAGGCCAUCUUCAUCUUCGUCGAUGAGGUGCUGCCGCCCACUGCUGCUCUGAUGAGCAGCAUUUAUGAGGAGCACAAGGACGAGGACGGUUUCCUCUACAUCACCUACUCCGGCGAGAACACCUUUGGCGGCUUCGAAACGGCUUAA
Molecule: messenger RNA, 489 nt
Organism: Colletotrichum higginsianum IMI 349063
Lineage: Eukaryota; Fungi; Ascomycota; Sordariomycetes; Glomerellales; Glomerellaceae
Product: Autophagy-related protein
Exons: 3
Coding region: 1-489 (162 amino acids)
Biological process (GO): cellular response to nitrogen starvation; macroautophagy
Cellular component (GO): cytosol; autophagosome; fungal-type vacuole membrane
Molecular function (GO): phosphatidylethanolamine binding
Source: RefSeq, a predicted model, not a curated record